AUGUUAUUUUUUGUCCAAGAGAGCCCACGUUGGCUGUUACAAAAAGGGAAGUUAGACGAGGCUCGUAAUGCGGUUCUGACUAUGGGGAAAUGGGAUCGCACGAAUACCCCUGAAAAGGAAGCAGAAGUGGAUGAAAUUAUCGAGAACGAACGUAAACGUAUACGCCAAGCAUCGGAGAAUCAGGAGCCCCAGACUCGAUAUUACACUUACCACCUUUUCUCAACUCGUUCAUUGGCAAUCUACUCAACUUUCUUUGCAUACAGUCUAAUGAUAACAAGCACUAUAUCGUACGGUAUAUUGUUUAAUUUCGACAAAUUGUCUGGAUCGCCCUACGUCAGUGUGAUGAUUGUUGGAGCUCUACGAUAUGCCAUUAACAUCUGUGCAGCCAUCAUUGAUAUUAAAUUCAAGUGGGUCGGGCGAAGGUUGUUACACAGUGUUUCUAUGGGCUCAAUUAGCGCAUUCCUUGGGAUCGUGUUCAUCAUCUUUGUAUUCGACGUAUCGUCCAUGAUGCCAGCCGUGCGAUAUUUGGCCCUAGCUGCAUCUGCUACUUGCAGCGAAAUCUACAUUCUAAAUGCAGUUCAACCCUCUGAACUCUUCCCAACAGCUAUCAGAAACAUUGGUAUAGGUUUUAUCCAAACCUUCAAUCGCAUUGGCAACACUAUUGCGCCUCAAAUAUACGUCGUUGGCAAUUUGUGGUACCCGCUGCCGUACUUUGUGAUGUUUGCGAUGAGUCUUGCCGAACUAAUUGCUUAUUUGAUAUUUAUUCCUGAGACGAAAGGGAAACAAAUGGCAGAAGCUAUGCCAGGAGAAAAGAAGAAGGCUGUCAGCGCAAACUCGCCUACAAAAGAAGAAGCGGAGCCGUUGAAGAGAACCUGA
This is a messenger RNA of Enterobius vermicularis (human pinworm), 876 nucleotides long. NCBI's taxonomy places the organism in Eukaryota, Metazoa, Nematoda, Chromadorea, Rhabditida, Oxyuridae. The record is from the annotation of a GenBank genome assembly.